AUGGAUCUCUCCAAGGGAAUCGCCUUUGACCUUCAUCUUCCCCGCACCCUUAUCUCCGCAAUCCACAAGCCAACCGUCCUGGUGGGCAUUGGCUGUGCGUUUCUACUCUCCCAGCUCCUGCUCUGGACAGUCAAGUACUCUCGCACAAAGACCAAGGGACUGGCGGAUCUCCCUGGUCCCUCUGGAUGGCCACUUAUCGGAAUUGGCUUGGAUUUGCCAGGCCGGCCGCGCGAACUGUUAAACCGAUGGGCGGUCCAGUACGGGGAUACCUUCAAGGUCCGCGUGGGCUGGUACAACUGGGUGUUCUUCAACAGCCCUGAUGCUGUCAAAGAAGUAUUCGAUAGACAGGCUGCCGUCACCUCAGGCAAACCACCCCUACCCAUCGCGCAAGACUAUUGCCUCCGAGGCGACGGCAUCCUGCCCAUGACCUACAACGCCAAAUGGAAACGACUACACGCGUUUUUGAAACAGCUCCUCAACGCCAAGGCAUCCGCGGCAUUUAUCCCAAGCCAGGAAUUCGAAAUCAAGCAACUCCUCUCCGACCUCAGCACUGACGCCGGCAAAAACAGCACCGACUUCUACAUGCACAUCCGCCGAAUGACCUUCUCCAUCGUCAUGACCUCCGCCUACGGCCAGCGCAUCCCCAACUGGGACUGCCAGGAGGUCCGCGACGUCUACGAAAACAUGCGCAUGCUCUCCAUCAUCCUCAAGACCGGAGUCUUCUGGAUCGAUGUUUUCCCACCCCUCAACUGGCUCCCUCGCUUCCUCUUCCCAUCAUGGCCCAAGGCCAAAUUCAUGGCCCACAAGAUGCACUCCAACAAAAUGCGCCACUGGAAUGACCUCAAGGCCCGCAUCGCCGCCGGCACCGCCCCGGACUGCUUCGCCAAGGACCUGAUCGAGUCCAACUACCGCGACCACGGCCUCGAAGAGGAAACCGUCUCAUGGCUCGCCAGCGCCGUCCCCGAAGCCGGCGCCGAAACCACCGCCAGCGCCCUGAACGGCAUGAUCCGCUACCUGGCCAUGUUUCCCGACGCACAGGCCCGCGCCAACGACGAAGUCACCCGCGUGCUGGGCAACUCCCGGAUGGCCACCCUCGCCGACGAGCCCAACAUGCCCUACAUUAAGGCAGUGAUCAAGGAGACGCUGCGCCUAUGCCCCGUCGCCACGACAGGCCUACGCCGUAUGGCGGACGGCGACGUCCACUACCGAGACCAUAUCAUCCCCAAGGGCACCGUUCUACUCGCCAACCUCAACGCCCUCCACUGGGACCCAGAGCGCUUUCCUGACCCGUUCCACUUCAAGCCCGAGCGGUACCUGAACCACCCGCAUCGUUCGGCCGUCUAUGCUGCUGGCGGGGACAUCCUAGCCCGCGACCACUUCACCUUUGGUGCCGGCCGACGCAUCUGUCCCGGCAUUCAUCUCGCCGAGAACGGACUGUUCCUGGCGGUGGCCAAUCUUAUCUGGGCCUAUGAGUUCAAGCUACCGCUAGAUGACAAGGGGGAGGAAGUCCCCUUGGAUAUUACGGAUGAGGGCUUCAUGGAGGGGGCGAUUCGCGUGCCGAAGCAGUAUACGGUGCGGAUUCUGGAGCGGAAUGCAGCGAGGACGGCGUUGAUUCGGUCGGAGUGGGACCAGGCGCAAAAGGAUGGAUAUGUUUUGCGUGGAUCGCAUGUUGAUGUCAAUGGGGGGGUGAGGGGAGGGUCACAGACGGGGUCUGUUUGA
This is a messenger RNA of Aspergillus sclerotioniger CBS 115572, 1719 nucleotides long. RefSeq names its product cytochrome P450. The transcript has 2 exons. Bases 1 to 1719 code for a protein of 572 amino acids. The record is from RefSeq and is a predicted model, not a curated record. NCBI's taxonomy places the organism in Eukaryota, Fungi, Ascomycota, Eurotiomycetes, Eurotiales, Aspergillaceae. Gene Ontology annotation, molecular function: iron ion binding; heme binding; oxidoreductase activity, acting on paired donors, with incorporation or reduction of molecular oxygen.